AUGGUCACCUUCGCCCUUCCCGUCGACGAUAAUGUCGUCAACGGGGCGAGCGGCACGCCCCGGUCUCGCCCCCCUCUGCCCUUUGCGAAGCGCAGCUUUACCGCAUCUCCCUACAGCGGCAGCCCUGCCAAGCGCAACGGCACCCCUCACAGCUCGUCGUCGAGAAAGCUGUUGACCACGCGCGACGAGGUUCCCUCGAGCAGUCUGAACAGCAACUCAAUCGCGGCGGCGCGAAACAUCUUCAGGGCGUCCACGUUCACGGAUAGCCCCCCCGCAACCCUCUUCUCCCCGAAGCUGCCGCAGAGCACGAUGAAGAAGGUUUUUGCGCCUGGCGCGACCCCCGAGCCGUCGCGCGUUUACCGAGAGUCCACCGUCCAGGCGACCCCGCGUGGUAUGGCCGCACGGGCGACGGACAAAGAACUUUUCCAAAUGCGCAUCUCGUCGCCCCCAUCCGAGCUCACGGGCGAGGCCCUCACGCAGAAAAUUCCCAAAGACUGGAACGCUAAGGGCUCCAUCUAUGCGGAUCAAUUUCUCGCGCAUCUCUGCCCUCCCAAUCUCGACGAGGAGCAGCGCCGCCAGUUCUUCUGCAUUCUCGACCUUCGACGUCUCAAAUACGCAGCAAACGAGAUUUUCUCCAAGAAAGAUUGGAAGCUCAACGUCAUGAACUUCGCCAAAGAGUUCGAGAAGAGCCGUAGCAUCAUCCUCCUGCGAUACGGUCUGUACGAAUUCCAGAACGUCAAGCCGUCCAAAGAGGUUCUCAAGAGAUGGCGUCGAGAGCAUGGCCUUCCCGAGCCCGAGGACGAGGUGGUCGAGCCUACGCCCUCGAAGCUCUCCUCAAAGAAGCGCAAGGCCGAUGAUCAACUCUCCAAGCAGUCUGCCACGGCGGAGAAUGCCACCGCCAAGGGCAAACGCAGAGCCAUGGCCCAGGAGGACGAUGAAGAGCCUGUGGUUGCUACUCCUGCUCCCAGCAAGAACAAGCGAAAAGCGUCUGUAAGUGAAGAGCAACCCGCCAAGAUGCAAAAGGCCACACCGUCCUCGGCAAAGACUCUGUUUGAGAAGAUUGCGAACAAGCCUGCCACGCCGGCUCAGGCACCUGAUGGCGUGGCCAGCGCCAAGCCGACCUCCUUCACCGCCAGCAAAUCUGGCACCAACAACCUCGCUCGAUCCGUUUUCACGAACUCGAAGCCAUCCACACAGGCCGCAGCGUCUGGCGGCAACAUCUUUGGCUACCUGUCGGAUGCGAGCUCCGCCAAAAACAGCGGUGUCGAGGCUGAUGCCGAGAGCGAGAGCGAGACGGGCUCCGACGAGGGAGAGAGCCCUGAGGCCGGCCAGAGCGACGAGCCGAGCGUCGCUGCCAGCGGUACCGGUGAGACUGGCUCUCAGACAGGAUCCAACUUGUUUGGAAAGAAGCCGGCGCCGACCAGUGGCUUCGUCAUGGGUGCUUCCAGUGACGCUGGCACUCGGGAGAGCACACCUGGCCGCAGCCUGUUCGAGCGCGUCUCCAAGGACAGCGAUGGCAAUCCCCUUCGAGCUGAGGAAAAGGCAGAAGCCCCAGUGGCACCCGUCGAUCAGACCUGGAACCCGAGUACGACGCCCAUCAAGUUCGCGCCGUCUACCCAGAAAAGUUCACUGUUUGGUGGCACUUCGGCACCCGCAAGCAACAUGUUUGCUUCCAAGGGCCCUGCGUCCAAUAUGUUUGGUUCCGCCAAACAGGACACGCCCUCAGCGAAAGAAUCUUCGGUAGGAACAAGUGCAGACGAGGGGGGCAAGGAUGGCGGCGAAUCUGACAAGGAGAACGAGACGCAGCCGGCGAAGAAGGGAAUGUUCGAAGGCAAAGUUCCGACACCUGCGGCACAGCAGACUUUCGCGCCGUCCCUGUUCCAGCAGAAACCGGCCGCGCCCGAAGCCCACAAGCAAGCAGACGCACCUAAGCAAGCGCCCAGCCUGUUCGGCGGCACACCCAAGGCCGACGGCCAAGCUCAGGCUCCUGCCACUGGCAACCUUUUUGGUACGUUGAAUAAGCCAACUGAGGCGACCGCAGCGGCACCCGCCACACAGCCGACCACGUUGUUUGGAGCAAAGCCGGGGGAGUCGGAGAAGCCCGCCGAGGCUGCUGAGGCGCCAAAGUCGACACCUUUGUUUGGAAGCCAGAGCACCAACCCGUUCGGUGGUACUGGCGCGGCUGGCUCCUUGUUUGGAGGCAAGCCUGCGACGUCCCCGGGCAGUGCACCUGGCAGUGGCGCCUCGACUCCGUCGGCUGCUCUCUUCGGCGGUGCCUCCGCCACGUUUGGCGGUAGCUCGAUGGCCCCGGCAAAGACUGACAGUACGCCAGCAGCGCCCGCAGCUGCCGCGCAACCUACCUUCACCUUUGGUAGCUCGGCGGCGAAGCCUGCCGCUGGUGCCUCGGACACGGCUCAGAAGCCUCUCUUCGGCGGAACCAAAUCUCCUCCUGCUGCCACCAGUGGCAACGGCAUGUUCGACGGUAGUCCGAUGAAGCAGGAUGAGCCGUCGCCUGCCAAGAAGUCAUUCAUGGGCGGCAGCAACACUGGUGCGUCGACGCCUCUAUUCAGCUUUGGGGCUUCUCAACCGACCUCCACUGCCCCGAGCACCAACGCUUUCGGCGCGACGUCUACUCCCGCCGCGAACGAUGCAAGUGGCUCUGGAAACCUGUUCGGAGGAGCCGGGUCUGCACCCAACGGAGGUUCCGGCAGUUUCAACUUUGCUUUCGGCGGAGGCAGCUCGGCUGGGUCAUCCUUCAACAACCCCUUUGCCGGCAACUCCAACUCUGGGACUGGAACGCCUGCGGGUGGAUCUUUCACCUUCGCGGGGCCCUCCUCGGGGCCGGCCAGCGGUUCCUCUACGCCGUUCCAGUUUGGAGGCGCUGCGCCCAGCGGCGCGACGCCGGCUGCUUCCGGUGGCUCCCUGUUUGGCGCAAGCCAGCCUGGCAGUAGCUCGACUCCAGCGUUUGGAGGGGCCUCGUCCUCUGGUGGUGCUCCGGCCUUCAGCUUCUCUGGUGCGCCGUCGCAGCCGUCGCAAGGAACUGGCUCCAUGUUCGGCUCCAAGCCAGCAGCUCCUGUCUUCAGCGGUCUUCAGCCACCUGCGGGCGGAUCGUCCACCACCGGGACCAACUCUCCCCUAAACCUUGGAGGCGGCUCGAGUUUGGCAACUACACCCGCCGCGGGCACCCCGGAACCAACGAACCAGGCCGACGGAGCCAAUGGGGGCGACAAUGAGGAAGGCGAAAAGCACGAGCAGAUCAAUCUGACGGACAGCGUGGAUGACGAUGAGGAGAUGCUGCACGAGGUGCGGGCCAAGGUACUCAAGUUUGUGCCGCCGGGCGACAAGUCGGACAGCGACGACAAGGCCAAGUCCAAGAGCCCUUGGUCGACCCAGGGAGUCGGCCCUCUGCGACUGCUGAAGCACAAGGAGUCGGGCGUGGUGCGCCUCCUUCUCCGUGCCGAGCCUCGCGGCCAUGUCGCGCUGAACCGAGCAUUGCUCCCCAACAUGUCGUACAAGUCGGAGGAAAAGUACGUCAAGAUCACGACAUCCAACGAGAAGGGAGACGGUCUCGAGACGUGGAUGAUCCAGGUCAAGACCAAGGACUCGGCCAAGGAGCUUGGCGAGGUCUUGGAGAAGAACAAGGAGGCGAACAAGAAGUGA
Messenger RNA from Purpureocillium lilacinum, 3660 nucleotides. RefSeq lists its product as uncharacterized. Gene Ontology annotation, biological process: intracellular transport. NCBI's taxonomy places the organism in Eukaryota, Fungi, Ascomycota, Sordariomycetes, Hypocreales, Ophiocordycipitaceae. The record is from RefSeq and is a predicted model, not a curated record.